Messenger RNA from Platichthys flesus (European flounder), 2317 nucleotides. RefSeq names its product dipeptidase 1 (gene dpep1). The transcript has 10 exons. Gene Ontology annotation, biological process: proteolysis. Gene Ontology annotation, molecular function: metallodipeptidase activity. The coding region runs from base 226 to 1482 and encodes 418 amino acids. Lineage: Eukaryota; Metazoa; Chordata; Actinopteri; Pleuronectiformes; Pleuronectidae. The record is from RefSeq and is a predicted model, not a curated record.
AUGGAAACAAACAGAAGACUGUGGUGACAAUCCAAAAGAAUCUGCUCCGUUACCAACUAAACUAAACGACUGGAAACUGGCAGACGAGAGGGGAAAUCAUUUCCAGCUGCAGCUUGGUCAGUAUCGCUUCAGAGGAUAAAAAAUAAGUACAGUCAAAUCUAAUCUAAAAAGUUUGUUUACACAAAGAAAAAGAAGAGGAUUCAACAGUGUGUAAGAGUUAAAGAAAUGCUGUCCAGGGUUAUCUCAGCUGUCUUUCUGGUGGUGUGGGUCAGUUCUUGUGCCUUCACCUCGGCAGACCAGUACUUAACCAGAGCUCUGAAGCUGAUGUCUGAGACGCCACUCAUCGAUGGCCACAACGACCUGCCAUGGCAGCUUCUAAAGCAAUUCAACAAUGAGCUCAGCAAAGUGGAUCUCAACACCCUCCAAACAACACACACCAACAUCCCCAAGAUCAAAGAGGGACGGCUGGGAGCGCAGUUCUGGUCAGCCUACGUUCCAUGUGAGACUCAGUACAAAGAUGCCGUCAGACAAACACUGGACCAGAUCGAUGUGAUUCACAGGAUUUGCCAAAAAUACCCAGAAACCUUCAUGUUCGCCACCAGCAGCAAAGACAUCAUGGACGCCUUCAACAUGAACAAGACAGCCAGUCUGAUCGGGGUGGAGGGGGGUCAUUCUUUGGACAGCAGUCUGGGAACCCUCCGCCUCAUGUACCAGCUGGGGGUCCGCUACCUGACUCUCACACACUCCUGCAACACACCGUGGGCGGAUAACUGGCUUGUUGACACUGGAUCAGAGCCAUCGGAACACAAUGGCCUCUCUCCAUUUGGCAAGCAACUGAUAGUGGAGAUGAACCGGCUGGGGAUGCUGAUUGACCUGGCUCAUGUGACUGUUGCCGUCAUGAACCAGGUGCUGGACAUGUCCAAAGCUCCCGUCAUCUUCAGCCACUCCUCUGCCUACAGCAUCUGUCAGCACAAGAGGAACGUCCCUGAUGAUGUUCUCAAGAGAGUCAAUCAAACCCGCGGAAUCGUCAUGGUGAACUUCUACAACGACUACGUGACCUGCAGCAAGACCGCGAACCUCUCGGAUGUUGCUGAUCACUUUGACCAUAUCAAGAAAGUGGCCGGGGCGGGUAUCAUCGGUUUUGGUGGAGAUUAUGACGGAGUAACCAGAUUACCUGAGGGUCUGGAGGAUGUGUCCAAGGUGCCCAAUCUGGUGGCUGAACUGCUGAGAAGAGGAUGGACCGAUGAAGAGGUUAAAGCUGCUCUGGGAAACAACCUGCUCCGGGUCCUGAGAGAGGUCGAGAAGGUCCGUGACAGCCUGAGUGGUGCGAGUCCAGAUGAUGUCCCUAUUCCGUACGAGGAGGUGAAGACCCCGUGCAGGACGAGCUUCUUCUUCACCAGCUCCGGAGCCGUCCACUCCCACAGUGCACUGGGCCUCCUGCUCACACUGGCUCUGCAGGCUCUUAUCACAUUAACAGUGUAAAUGAUUGAGGCAGUUUCUCCAUGUAUAGAUCUACAAUCAGCUUUUUCCAUGUAUCCUCUCUGUGCUGAAAGAAACACUGAAGCGCUGCAGUGUCAAUCGGGUUGGACAGAUGGGGUCGUAUCUGAUUUGAAUGGACUUCAACAGGUUUGAUUCAGUUACAGUGUCACAUUUAAAACCAAACAGAAAUGAUCACAUCAAGUUGAAGUUGUUCAGGCCUGAGUCAAUGUUUCAUCUGUAUUGAACAUCUGUAUUACAUGACACUUUUACAAAGAGGAUCAGAACAUGAAGUAAAAAAACACACAAAAACAGUCCAAGACACCAGCAUGUCCAUAUUUCUAGGAGAAGUGCUCUACCUAGUGGUUUGAGAGUGUAAUGCACCUGAGAGAUAAACGUGUCACUGCAGAUUUACACCUUUAAAAUUUAAUUUGUGAUGAGUUGCUCCACUUUUGGCUUGAAAAUAUUGACAUGAUUUCGAUCUGUGAACUGAUGGCAUGAUAGCUAAAACACAAAUAAAAAGGUGACAUUCCUUAAUUCCUACAGUUUUUAACAUAAAAAUCACAUCUUAAACAAAUAAACAUAUAAAAAAAUGUAAAAUCAGUUUCUAACUAUAUGAAUUUAGGUUCAUAUAAAUGUUGUUUGCACAUUGAAAGUGAAUUAUUGUAAAAAAAAUAUAUAUAUAACACAGUAACAUCUCAUGAAGGCUGAGCCAGUAUGUUUUUUUCUUGUAGCGCACACAUGCACACACAAAAACCUUGAGGAGUUCAACAUCCUUUCAGUGACAGCAAAACGUUACAGAGAAAAACCAUUAAAAUACUGUUGUGGUUUUAAUUUUUCA